UGUUUUUUCCUUCAACUUUAUAAAUGACGUCGAAUACGGUUUCCAUGGUUACGUCAUUAAAACAUAAAAUAAUGUAACAAUAACGUUAGCGGAUAGCUCGACAUAUGAGAUGUCCUUAACGCUAUGUGUUUCUAAGGCAGAUGAAUUUUCCAACGUUUUUCUUUUUCUUCCCGCCAAAAAUAUUUUUGUUUAUAAUUUUGAACAAUAAAUGGGAAUGAAAUUAUCUUUAAAUCGUGUUUGUAUUUGAAUCGAGCUGUUAUUGACUUUUCUUUUACAUCCUAAGCGCAAAAUAUUUAUUACACAUUCUUUCCAAAGUUAGCAGAAAAAAAAAUUCAUAAAGAUGUUUUUUUCACGAAUAAGAUUUUAAAGUUGUUACUACAGAGAUAUCUCAUAAUAAUCACAUCCGGCAGUUUUUAGACGGACUUUAAUAGAUUUAGUCGUUUCUUUUUGAAUGUAUGGAAAUACAUUACGAAAAAGGAAGUUUAACAAAGGUAUAGGAGCACCAACAGUAACGGCACGAAACAGCAACAUCGACGUGUAACGAACGAAGAACGUAACAACGGCAAAAAGACGUAUAACGACGGCGGAAGAGCGUAACAACGCUAAAUAAAUAUGACGCAAAUACCAACAGAAAAUGGGUUAAAGUGUCGAAAGGAAAAGAUCGAAAACUUUUACGACAUCAAAGAAGAAUUAGGCAGAGGUCAAUUUGCUGUUGUCAAGAAAUGCAUUUCGAAAGAAACCAACGAAGAAGUAGCUGCAAAAUUUAUCAAACUGAAACGCACCCGAACUAGCAAAGCAGGAUUAAGUCGGGAAAUGAUCGAAAGAGAGGCCUCUAUUUUGAAUCUGCUGAGCCAUGAUAAAGUGAUUAAACUCUACGAUGUUUUUGAUCUGGGACCUGAGAUUGUUUUAGUGUUGGAGCUUUUGUCUGGUGGCGAGUUAUUUGACAAAAUUUGCGAAUUGGAGUAUUUAACAGAACUCGAUGCUUGUUGCUACAUGAAACAAGUGUUAGAAGCCAUUGAACACUUACAUGAUUCAAGCAUUGUACACUUGGACAUCAAGCCUGAGAAUAUCGUCCUAAAGUCAUCUGACAAAACCGACAUCAAACUUGUUGAUUUUGGUCUUGCUCAAAAAUUGGAACCUGGCAAAGACCUUCGUGAAAUGAUGGGUACUCCAGAGUUUGUGGCACCAGAAGUGAUCAAUUAUGAAACUAUUGGAUUUUAUACAGACAUGUGGGCAAUAGGUGUUCUUGCUUAUAUUCUAUUAAGCGGCUGCUCACCAUUUUUGGGUGACGACAAUCAAGAAACAUAUGCAAACAUUGUCGAAGUGGAUUAUCAUUUUGACGAAGAAUAUUUUGAUAAAAUAUCAGACGAUGCCAAAUUAUUUGUGUCUGAAUUACUCAUCAAAAGACCGAGCAAGAGGAGCACGGUGAAGGACUGUCUAACUCAUCCAUGGCUAUUAACAAUCAGUGGACCAAGAAAACGUCAGGACUCGUCUAUCAUAGCAACGGGAAGAUUUAAAGCGUUUGUCGCUAGAAGAAGAUGGCAGCAAUCAUUUCAAAAGUUGAACGCAAUCACAAGAUUUUCCAAGUUCCUAAGAAAAGGAGUAUUACCUACUUUUCCUGAGGAGAGCGUAAGUCCUUCAGCAUCACCAUGUGUAUCUCCUGGCCCUGAAGAUACGACCUUUACGCCCAUUUCUACGCCCUCGUUAACAGAUACACCCAAAGGAAAUACACCCACACCUGAUAAUGAAGAAGAGAUUAACCAACAUGCAGAAAACAAAGAACCAUCAGACGUGGUAGAUUGCUCGCAAAGUACUACACAAUGUGAAAAUAAAGGAAUUGGUGAUGUUUGCAAGCAAAUCCAACAGAGUGCCGACGGAAACAUUACGAUUGAAAAUGACGAAAUACAGAAUAGAAAAAUGAAUAACAGUAAAAACGAUUUGACAGACUGUGUAAAUCAAAGAGUCAUUAUUAAAACUGAAAACAGCGUGCGCAACAAUGAAAGUAACACUGAUUUAAUUGAAAUAGAAGAAGCCUCAAGUAGGCCUUCAAAUACAAACACUUUGCCCGCGAACCAGGAUACGGCCAUUGUUAAUUUAACUAGCGAAGAAAAUAAGUUAGACAAUGCGAGCAAACAAGAGAUAUCACACAAUGAAAGCAAGCAAGACGAGGACAAUGUGGUGUUAAGAUCAGAUUCUACAAGUGACGAAAAUGUCGUAAAUGUAAACACAGCUGUGUCUGAGGUGAAAGAUGUAAAAGACGAAACAAACCACCCUGUGCCGUCUAUUGAAAUUCGCGUCAACGAUUUUGGAUCCAAAGCAAGCACUGAUGAAAUCAACGCUACUGUUACAGAAUCACCUUCCAGAUUGCGAAAGGAAAGCCAUCACAGGAAAUACAGUCGUGAAGCACCUGUACAUUACACACAAAUGUUCUUAGAUGAAAGAAGAAGGCAAAUGAUGAAAGAAGGAAGUUUUGCGUCGGUCGAUGAAGCUUCUAUCGAAAUCAACGCCGCACAAGAAAGCAAGGCGCCAAAUUGCAGUGUCGAAGUUAAAGGAGUCAGUGAGGACAUAGAUGAAAAUAACAGCAUAGUGUGUAAUACUCAACCAAUUAUAACAGAAGAUGAGAAAAGUACCACUUCACAUGUUAUUACUUCAGAUAGUCCAUCCAAAGCAAACGAAAAAGCCAAAAAAUUUAAAGAAUGUAUUGAUCAAUCGUUUGCCGUAGAAACGGAGGUAGCCCAAAACAAUCCGUCAGAAGUAGUACUGGACGAUUGCACAAAAAACGAGAAGGAAUCACUCACUUCCAUAAAUCAAAGCAGUGUGGUAGAGACUGACCAGGGAGCAUCAGUUCCGCAAAAAAAUGUCUCGUUCUGUAAAAACACAAUCGUAGAUACGGAUUUCAAUGAAAUCAAAGGCUUUGAUAUUCGCGAUACAAAAGGCUGCAAAAUAAGUGGUCGAAAGAAAGCUGUAUUCACAGACCAUAGAAGUAUAUUAAACGAUGAAUCAAUAAAGAAACCAAACCGAUCGCUCUCUUUAAAGGAACAAAGAAAAGCGUUCAUACUCGGCACCAGGUCUCAAUCUCUAGACAGCGCGACGAUGAAGACAAGCGAGAUGGAUGAUAUGAAAAAGUUAGAGCCGUUGCCGGAAGAUAAUGUGGUAACUUUACCGAAUGAAAUCAAGGAAGAUAUGUUGGAAAAUAAUACAAUGGUAGAAAAUGACGAAUCCGAAGAGGAUGACAAAAUGGUAGACGAGCUUUAUCUUGGAAAUACAAAAAUUAGCAACGUUUUAGAUGAGAAUGAAAACGUAGAUGGGAUAUCGGACCAAGAAAAAAUUGACAAAACAGAAGGACGUUAUGAAGCCAAAGAAAAACAAGAAUUGUGCUUCCAAGAAAAGCAUACUGCUAAAAAAGAACACAACCUCGGGAAACCAGGGAACAAAUCGCAUCAUGUCCGGAAGCGAAUUACAGCGGUGAAAACAAUCGAUAUGAAACACUUGAUUGACGUCAUAUUAAUGGACGAACCGAAUACAACAUGUGAAACGAACAUUGAACAUGACGUACGAGACGACAAACGUGAAUGCCCAUAUAAGGAAACACCCGUUUAACAAUAUUGUAAUAGGUUUAUCAUAUAGAAAGUUUUGAUUAUAAAGUUAUAUAAAGUAUAUAAAAGGAUAUGUAAAUUUAGUAUGUGAAAAUAAGAAAUAAGUUCUGCCUCCAACAUUUUUGUAAAGGUUUAAUAAGAAAAAUCACAAGUAUAUAACACGACUAUAUAACAUACUUUAUUGGUAAAAAAAGUCGGUGAAAAGUGAUUAAAUUUCGGCUUUGAAACUAAUAUUUUUUACCGGCUAAAAUUUGUUUCCGGCCUUUUUUUUACCGACAUAUUAUUAUUGACGUUUUCAUUAAAGUUUUUUGCCAAUUACAACUGCUUUAAGUGCAUUAAUAACAAUAAUUGCCAGUUUUUAUUUGAGUUGAAAUUUUUCUAUCAAAAGGAGAAUUUUUUGUCUCAAUAGGAAUUGGUUUGUGAAAAAUCGUUUCUUAUUAAUUUUUUCAACAAAAUCAUCCUGCAAAAACUGAUAAUGUUGGUAAGAUUAUGCGAAUAAAAACUGUCUAGAUUUUGUGUAAAGGACUAAUAUUUUUACGGACUUAAAAUUUGCAGAAGAUAUAUUUUUUAUACAAGAGCGAUUUGUAUUCUUUUACUCAUUUUCUGACGAUUAAGUUUCUCAGAAUAUUGGAUUGCACUU
This is a messenger RNA of Hydractinia symbiolongicarpus, 4236 nucleotides long. Its product is annotated as calcium/calmodulin-dependent protein kinase type II subunit gamma-like. The record is from RefSeq and is a predicted model, not a curated record. Lineage: Eukaryota; Metazoa; Cnidaria; Hydrozoa; Anthoathecata; Hydractiniidae. Bases 613 to 3600 code for a protein of 995 amino acids. The transcript has 13 exons. Gene Ontology annotation, cellular component: nucleus. Gene Ontology annotation, biological process: protein phosphorylation; positive regulation of apoptotic process; intracellular signal transduction. Gene Ontology annotation, molecular function: protein serine/threonine kinase activity; ATP binding.